CUCCACCUAUAUGGGACAAGAUGAGUGAGUGUGUACCAGUGCACCAGACAGAUGAAGGAACACAGAGGCGAGCAGGUUGCAUCAGAGACCACACUCCCUGGUUCACAUCAGCCCAUGAAUGACCCCAUAGCUCUGAGGGAGACAGAUCCCUGCGGCUGCUGGACUGUGGCAGGUGGUGCUUCUAGCAGCAGUUCUGGCCCCACAAUGCCUCUAUGUGCAGAGUUGUCUCCCGGAGUAGCAGAGCUGGAGCUGACCUCCAAACAAUCUAGCUUGAGGGAAAGAAAGAAUUCUCGUUCUGGGACUGGCUGUUUGGGGAGUAGCACAAGCAGUCCUGCCAAACAGGGCAAGAUUGACAGGGCCAACUGUGAAGAUGGGGGAGAUGGUCAAUCUCCUGCCCAAAUAAAUGAGGAUGACGAAGCAGGCUACCAGCAACCAGGAACUGCUGCUGGUCUUCUUUUGGAAGCGACCUUAAGACCUAAGAAACGGAAGCUGGUUCUGCACAUUGAUUUGAACAACACCAUCCUGGUGUCUGAUGCAGUGACCAAUCAGGACCCCAGGGCAGCUCUGAAUUAUUACCUGAGUACUGUCACCUGGGGAAAGGUCAACCCUGCAGGCAAGUGGCAGUGGCUGAGCGAGUCCCCCUCGCUCCUCCCUCCCUGCCCAGGCGCCGUGAACUUCUACUCUCAGUUCGGCCGCGACACCGCCUUCACCGCCAAGCCUCUGGGCCAGCCGUUCCGAGACCUCCUCGUGCGCCACCUGAGGCUGCUGGAGUGGCAGGGCCAGCCUCACCCGACGUUCUCCAUUCCCAGUGAGCAGCCAGCCAAGCGCUACCACUUGGUGCUGCCAGCCUUCUUCCACCUCCUGCAGAGCCUGCACCGGGAAAGGAGGCACUUUGCCAUCAUCUUCCGCACUUUCGGCACGGACCUGCCUCGCGUCCUCCAGGCGGUGUGCUGUGCCCUGGAGGGGCAGCACCCCCAGUUCCCUGCGCUGCGGGACAUCCUGCUGCCUGUAGACCUCAGCCCGGGCAAAAUCCGUUGCAGCAAACGGAAGGUGAGGCUGACCCAGGGAGCAGAGCGACUCUCCACCGAAGAGGGCGACAGGGCGAUGUACACGUUCUUCAGCUCCAAGGAAGGCCUGUGUGGCUUCCAGGACCACUUUGACUGGUGGGCCAGCAAUCAGUGCUCCAGCCGAGGCGGGAAGCCCCUCUGGAUCGAUCCCCAUGACGCAAACAUCCAUCACAUCUGUAUAGAUGACAACAUUCGGCUAAACGAUUCCGACACCAUCGUCCAUCCUCGGAUGUUCUCCGGGCUGGGAGACACCAGAGCCCAGAUGAUCCCUACCUCGGAGCUGUAUGACAUUUGCCUGGUCCAGACAGACCUCCUGGAGGCCAUUGCCGACGUGAACUACUUCUGCCGCUGCAUAAGAAGGUGUGAGGAGAACUACGAGCACUACUUGGCCGGCGCUAAGGGUCCUGUUUAGCAACAGGGCUGCUGGGGGGGGGGCUCUCUAUGGAGGAGUUUUGGAGCCCUCUGCACUUGGUGGUGCAUGAUGCGGAGCAUGCAAAAGAAGGACGUCCGCUGUUUCUUGCUACAGGGCAUUCAUGUUCCCAGCUGGACUGCUGCUCUCUGUGUACGUCCCAGUGGAGUCGCUGCCCUCCUCGUAACCUCCCCGCUUGUACUCAGUGUAGGAUAUUCCAGAUGCUCCUUUGGAACUGCUAGCAAUCCCAUAAAGGACUCUCAUUCUUUGGCACAGUCUAAGCGGAGCAGCCAGAAGUGGCUGCUUUGGGGCUUUCCCCUCUUAUUUCAGACUUGUUCAAAAUCAGGGUGGUGCACGGUGACUUCCUUGCCAAGGAUGGCCGGUCCUUGCCUCCAAGAGCUUACCGCCAAUCCUCCUGUAUCUUGCCUGGCCACGGUGCAGGGGAUCUGCUGGUCUGUUACACACUUUCCCCCCAAACAUUAAAAUUGACCCUGACUGCUCUUGUUUGUUCGUUAGUUGUGACAACCGCUGACCUCAACACGUCUGGCACGGUGCUAAGCAGGCUCGUGGCAGGGAGACAUUUCAGGGGUGAAUGCCUGUGUCUGGGUUAAUUAAAGUCCAAAGGCCGCAUGGAUGUUGGCGAUUUAGGGAAUUCUCCAUCUGUGUUCCUUCCUGUGCAUUAACAAGAUCACCACAAGGUGCUGUGGACCUCAGAUACCCGGUUUGAAAGGCUCUGUCUGUCAGGCCUGGUCCUGCUCCCAUACUCACAUCAACGUGCUGAAGAUAUGGAUUGGAGGGUUCCACGCGGAGUUCGUUAUACACUGGAGUGAUUUGGGGAUCACUCUGCUGCACUUUCGGCUCCUAGCUGAGCCCACGUUUGAUUGCAUCAUCGUCAACUGGCUUCUGCAGUGGCUCGGUAAAUGUCAAGUGUGCACCAAGCUGGGUGUGCAGUGAAGCCGUCCCCGAGUGCCUCCCAGCCACGCCAAAGCCAGGCACCCAGUCAUAAAGAUCCGUUCAUGUGAACCGGCCCUCCUUCAGUAGGGCAUCUGCUGGCACCUGUCUCCCACCAGUGUUACAGCCAGGAAGUAGACUCUUGCGGGGCAGCUAGAAAGUGCCAUGUAAACAGUGCUUAUUGUUGAUUUGCUGUGGUUGCUGUAAUCGUGUUUGAAGCCAGUCCCUACGGCAGCACCCAGUAUCUCAAUAUUGCACAAGGGAUUCCUUUAGCAGUAUUGCACAAUGCCAGUCCCACACAGGGAAAAGCAGGGGCAGGCUGGUCCCUGCAAAGAAGACAAAAAGUGAAGCCUCUCUUAAGGCUGCAGUCGCUUUCCUGCUUUGCCGGUCUCCCUCCUGCCGGUCCUUUGGAAGACUGUCCUUCCCCUUUCUCUCAUCCCUGACAAGUGAAUGGCAGCUCUCUCUCGCCGAAGCCUCUCCUCAUCAAUUAUGAAUUCAGUUGCCAUCGAGACUGAGGGAUUAAGGCAGCUGGAGGCUCUGCUUUUGCGGCUCGCCGUGCAAGACACCUGUGCAGAACUGGCACUCCACAGCCUGUGGCUCUUGUGCAGUGGGAGGCUGCAGGGCUUAUGUUGGGAUGCCAUUUCUGAAGCACCUCCCGGUGUGCAGAGCCACUAAUCUAUUUGGUGUGUAUAUGCCGAGAUGAUGGAAUAAGUAUCACAUCUCUGGCUACUAACUUGUGAUUCGUAGCUGGAAAUGAAAAUGCAACACCUUUAAAUGUGAGAGGUUUUCUUCUUUCACAUACUUUACCCAUCUACCAUUAGGCAAGGCCAGCCUC
Molecule: messenger RNA, 3262 nt
Organism: Gekko japonicus
Lineage: Eukaryota; Metazoa; Chordata; Lepidosauria; Squamata; Gekkonidae
Exons: 6
Coding region: 52-1479 (475 amino acids)
Source: RefSeq, a predicted model, not a curated record